Anoplophora glabripennis (Asian longhorned beetle) is the source of this 1612-nucleotide messenger RNA. RefSeq names its product facilitated trehalose transporter Tret1-like. Gene Ontology annotation, biological process: transmembrane transport. Gene Ontology annotation, molecular function: transmembrane transporter activity. Bases 68 to 1495 code for a protein of 475 amino acids. The transcript has 5 exons. NCBI's taxonomy places the organism in Eukaryota, Metazoa, Arthropoda, Insecta, Coleoptera, Cerambycidae. Gene Ontology annotation, cellular component: membrane. The record is from RefSeq and is a predicted model, not a curated record.
UUCCAUUUGUUUUUGUGUUUUUUCUUCAAAAGAACUGCUUUUAUAGCUUGAAUUUACGGCAGUGAUAAUGACAAUAUCAACGGGUGUACCUUUUAGAACCGGUGGAAGUAGAAUUUAUCAAUACAUAGCAGCUGUCGCAGUCAAUCUGAGUAUAAUAUGCAGCGAAAUGCACUACGGAUGGUCAUCACCAUUUGGUCCAGUGUUGGCCAACGGCAAAUACAAAUUUACAAUAACCAACAACGAAUCAUCGUGGCUAACCGUAAUCCCACUCACUGGAGCCAUUUUUGGAGCCUUUGUAACUGGUUUAGUAGUGGAUAUUUUUGGUAGAAAGAGGAUGAUUAUAUUCUCUUUCCUUCCCUUCGUUGCUUCUUGGUUGUUAAUUGGCUUUGCGGAGUCAUCCACUUUGAUGUUUGUUGGGAGGUUUCUGGCAGGAACAACGGACGGGUUGUCUUUUACAGCGGUACCCAUGUAUCUCGGAGAGAUAGCCGACCCACAGAUAAGAGGACUACUGGUAUCGACAUGCCCAGUCUGUAUUGUCUUUGGUAUUCUCUUAAUAAAUAUCCUCGGGGCCUGUUUACCACUCGACACCACAGCAUUCAUAUCAACCAUAUUACCUCUUCUAUUACUGAUCAUAUUUCCGUGGAUGCCAGAGAGUCCGUAUUUUUAUUUAAUGAAGGGGAACGAAGAAGAGGCAAGGGAGAGUCUUCGGAUCUUCAGAGGCGUUGAGGAUGUCACAGUGGAGCUGAAUAGGAUAUCUAGCGCUGUCAAGGAGCAACAAGAGAAGAAAGGGUCGUUUCUUGACUUGUUUAGGGUGGAGAGUAACAGGAAAGGGAUGUUCAUCACUUUAGGAUUGCGAAGUUUUCAGCAACUUACCGGUUCCAUGGUCAUCAUAUUCUACUGCAAAACCAUUUUCGAAGAAGCAAGAGGAUUCUCGCCGAGCCUUUCCACCAUAAUUUACUUCAGCGUUCAGCUGGUUCUGUCCAUUGCUUCCUCCUUCGUAGUGGACUUCUUCGGAAGGAAACCGCUUCUUAUUGUUUCGAUAAUAGGUUCGGCGUUGUCGUUAUUAGCGAUUGCGAUUUACUUGUACUUACAAGAAAUCGGGAUCGAUACGACUGAGUACAAUUUUGCGCCUUUAGUAGCUCUUAUCUGUUUCGUUGUUACUUUUAGUAUCGGACUGCAUACUAUCCCACUCUUGAUCAUGGGAGAAAUAUUCCCAACCGACGUCAAAGCUUUGGCUUUAUGCGUUAUGGAUAUCUAUUUUAGCGUCCUCGUUAUUUGUAUUUCGAUGUUUUUCCACUGGUCAAAAUGCAUUGGAAUGUACGUACCAUUUCUUACAUUUACAGGGUGUUGUAUUUUAGGACUACUUUUUAUUUUAUUCUAUGUUCCUGAAACCAAGAGAAAGACUUUAGAGGAUAUACAAGCCGAACUCCAAGGCGAGGGAAUAGUUGGGCAUAAGAUAGUAGUUAACGAAGCUGAUUUGUAUGAACUAAACUGAGAUGGUAUUUUGAUAUUUAAAUAAACCAAGGAAAAUGUUUAAAGGUUAUCUCUCAACAAAUGGGUGUUUACCUUUAUUUAUAGGUAAUUUGUUUUAUUUAGGUUGUUAAGGUGCAAA